UGGCUGCUAUGUAAUAUGUAUGUCUGCAGAGCAGGGGCCGCUCUCUCUUUUCCCAGGAUGGUGGCGGAGGGGGAGCCCGGGAGCCUGGUGAAGGUGGUCUACCUCCUGGUGCUGGCGGCCUCGUGGGGCAUGCAGUGCUGGGUGACCUUUGUAGCAGGCUUUGUGAUGAUCAGGGGGGUCCCCCGGCAUACAUUUGGAUUAGUGCAGAGUAAGCUGUUCCCGUUUUAUGGUCACAUCGUCAUGUGCAUCUCCUUCCUGAACCUGACCAUAUACGCAUCGUAUCAUCCGCGGGAGCUGUUGUCCACCUCUGAGAGUCUGCAGAUCGCUCUCUUCUUCAUCUCACUUAUUCUAUCUGCACUCAACGCUCGGUGGUUCUCCCCAGCCAUAACCAAAGCCAUGUUUAAGAUGCAGGAAAUAGAGCGUGAGCACGGCCUGGGAGGAGAGAUCGGGCUGAAGGCCAACAUUGAGGGGUACAAGCUUCUGCGGGAGAAGGACCCCAAAUACCUAGCCCUGCGCAAAACCUUCUUUCGCUACCACGGCAUCUCCUCUCUCUGCAAUUUGGUGUCACUGCUGUGUAAUGGCGCUAACCUUGUAUUUACUGCCCUACUUCUUCCCACAGUAUAAGGCGUCUGCAGGAACUUCCAAAAGCCCACGGACCAGCAAUCAUGCCAGCCCCACUUUCAUAAUUCCAGUUCAUUUUUUUGUUAAUUGAUGUGAAUUCCCUGCUUGUAAAUUUCUAAUGAAUAAAAUGUGAUAUUUUCAUGAAACACUAAGAUGAAA
Bufo bufo (common toad) is the source of this 780-nucleotide messenger RNA. RefSeq names its product transmembrane protein 205 (gene TMEM205). Lineage: Eukaryota; Metazoa; Chordata; Amphibia; Anura; Bufonidae. Bases 16 to 624 code for a protein of 202 amino acids. The record is from RefSeq and is a predicted model, not a curated record. The transcript has 4 exons.